UAGUCGCAAGCGUCAAAUGAAGCGUAAAAGUUCUGACAGAUUCAGCUGUUCUGUUCUGUCACUGUCAUUAUGUCAUUUCGUUCUGUCUGUUCUGUCAUCAUCUAACACCAAAUCUUUCUUAAUGGAUUGAAUUUCAGUUACCAGCUGAGCGAAUAGUUUUGCGGUGUGGACUUUCACCAUUAAAAAAAUAGAUUUAUCGUGAAAAGUAAACAUGACUCCUGAAGAAACAGUUGAAAGGCUCAAGCUUUUGGGUUUAAACGAACAAAAAGCAAAGGAAACAUUAAAAAACACCAAUGUUACAAAAUAUUUACUCGCCGCACUCAAUGAGGUGGACGUGGCAAAACUGCCAACAGGUGCUGGUAUGUUGAUAUACCAUCUGGCAACAAAGAUUAAGCCGCAGAUUGCAGCCAAGCUGCCGUUCGUAUGCGGUUAUAUCGCCGAUGGAAAGCUUGACUCCACCAUAAGAGUAGAAGCAGCCAUAGAGUAUUUAAUCACUCAUGUAAAUGAAGCUACAGUUGACCGUGAAGCAUUUGAAAAAGCUUGUGGUGUGGGUGUUGUGGUUACACCUGAGCAAGUGGAGCAGGCUGUGGAGAAGCAUAUGGCCAAGUAUAAAAGCGAGUUGUUAGAGAAAAGAUACAGAUUCAAUGCUGGUAUUUUGAUGCAAGCUGUGCGAACUGAUUUACCUUGGGCUGACGGGAAGGCUAUCAAAAAUGAAGUAGAUGUCCAGAUUUUAGAUUUAUUGGGUCCUAAGACAGAAGCUGAUUUAGCACCUGUACCAAAAGCUGAAAAGAAACCUAAAGGUGAUGCAGGGAAAAAGGGCAAGAAGCCAGCUGAAGCUGCUGCUGCAGCCGGAGCUAACAAAUCAGCUACAGAAAAUGGUGAUGCAUUUGAUGUUGGUGGUGCUUCAUCUAUAUCUGAGUUGAUGAAGAAGUUACCAUUCCAUGCUCCAGGAGAAAACUUUAAAUCUGAUGGAUAUGUUGUAACCGAUGAUACUAAGCGCUUGCUUGAAGAGCAUUUAAAAAUAACUGGUGGGAAAGUGAGGACUCGAUUCCCUCCUGAGCCCAAUGGUAUUUUACAUAUAGGACAUGCCAAAGCUAUUAACAUUAACUUUGGGUAUGCUGCAGCUCAUGAUGGGAUCUGCUUCCUAAGGUAUGAUGAUACCAACCCUGAGAAAGAGGAAGAGAAGUUCUUUGUUGGUAUCAAAGAUAUGGUGGAGUGGUUAGGUUACACACCUUACAAAAUCACUCACUCAUCCGAUUACUUUGACCAGCUGUAUGAGUGGGCAGUACAAUUGAUCAAGAAAGACCUUGCAUAUGUGUGCCACCAGAAAUCUGAAGAAAUCAAGGGGUUCAAUCCUCCACCCUCACCUUGGAGGAACAGGCCAGUUGAGGAAAGCUUGCAACUGUUUGAGGACAUGAAAAAUGGUAAAAUUGAUGAAGGAGACGCCACAUUACGUAUGAAGAUUACACUUGAAGAGGGCAAACAGGAUCCAGUUGCUUACAGAAUAAGGUUCAAGCCUCACCAUCGCACAGGCAACAAGUGGUGCAUCUACCCUACAUAUGAUUACACUCACUGUCUAUGUGACAGCAUUGAGCAUAUCACUCACUCAUUGUGUACCAAGGAGUUCCAGUCUAGAAGGUCCUCAUACUACUGGCUGUGUAAUGCGCUCGGCAUCUACUGCCCCGUCCAAUGGGAGUACGGUCGUCUCAAUGUCAACUACACUGUAGUGUCCAAGAGGAAAAUUGCCAAACUCAUUGAAGAGAAAAUUGUCAAUGAUUGGGAUGACCCACGGCUGUACACACUGACGGCCCUGCGCCGCCGCGGUGUACCCUCCGAAGCCAUCAACACGUUCUGUGCGGGACUCGGCGUCACUGGCGCCGUCGGUGCCGUCGACCCUGCCAUGUUAGACGCCAGUAUCAGAGAUGUACUUAAUAAUACAGCUCCCAGGACGAUGGUAACUCUAGAGCCGCUAAAGAUCACUAUAACAAAUUAUCCACAUGAAGGCUGCUUGGAAAUACCGGUACCAGAUUUCCCAAGUGAACCUACUAGAGGGCAGCACACAGUGAAACUUAAUAGGGUCCUUUAUAUCGAGGCCUCCGACUUUAAGGAGGUCCCGGAGGCGGGAUACCGGCGGUUGACACCCACACAAACUGUGGGGCUCAGACAUGCUGGCUACGUUCUUACGGUUUUGAAAGUGAACAAGGACAACCGUGGUAGAAUCACCGACAUAGAGUGUUCAGUGGAGAGUAGUGAAACAGCGCCAAAGCCCAGGGCUUUCAUACACUGGGUCUCUGAGCCAGUCACCAUCGAAGUCAGGCUGUACGAAUCAUUGUUCCAACACAAGAACCCUGAGGAUCCAAGCGAGGUUCCUGGUGGCUUCCUCUCUGACUGUCGUAAAGACAGUUUGAAGAUUGUAAAGGCUUACGCGGAUUCUUCCCUCAUCACUGCAAAGGUAUUCGACAAGUUCCAAUUCGAAAGGAUUGGAUUCUUCUCAGUAGAUCCUGAUUCAACGAACAAACACUUGGUGUUCAACAGAACGGUUUCUCUCAAAGAAGAUACCGGAAAAUAGAGAAAAUAAUUAUUUAUUACAUUGUAAAAACAAUUUUAUUAAAUAAAUGUCUUUGCAUAUUUAUAAAA
Spodoptera exigua (beet armyworm) is the source of this 2637-nucleotide messenger RNA. Lineage: Eukaryota; Metazoa; Arthropoda; Insecta; Lepidoptera; Noctuidae. The record is from the annotation of a GenBank genome assembly.